AUGGAUUACAGCAUUACUUUGCUUGAUGAAGACAGUGCUGAUUACACUGAUUACACGAUGAGUGAUUGGCAAAAAAAUUGUGUUAGAGUAACUCGUAACGGCAAGCAAAUAAUUAUAGGUUCAAGCAUGAGACGGCGCCUGAUGUUGCUCACUGCUCUCCAACUUUCAGAAAGAAUUGCAGCACUAAUUGGUGUAUCGUCUGCUUCUGACUUUACUGAAGAUUUAAUAUUCUAUCAGUUAUCCGAAAGCAAAAAGAAGAAUUAG
Molecule: messenger RNA, 264 nt
Organism: Brugia malayi
Lineage: Eukaryota; Metazoa; Nematoda; Chromadorea; Rhabditida; Onchocercidae
Exons: 2
Coding region: 1-264 (87 amino acids)
Biological process (GO): protein depalmitoylation
Cellular component (GO): mitochondrion
Molecular function (GO): hydrolase activity, hydrolyzing O-glycosyl compounds; palmitoyl-(protein) hydrolase activity
Source: RefSeq, a predicted model, not a curated record